Molecule: messenger RNA, 2862 nt
Organism: Eimeria maxima
Lineage: Eukaryota; Apicomplexa; Conoidasida; Eucoccidiorida; Eimeriidae
Exons: 11
Coding region: 1-2862 (953 amino acids)
Cellular component (GO): membrane
Molecular function (GO): N-acetyl-beta-D-glucosaminide beta-(1,3)-galactosyltransferase activity
Source: RefSeq, a predicted model, not a curated record
AUGGAACUCGCAGCGGAUCACCCAGAUGGCAUGGUGCCGCAGCUUCCAAUGAAACUGACCCCCUCGUGGAAGACGAUAUGCAAGAACUGCUUGUAUUCUCUGUUGUUUGCGUCUGCAUUAUUUCUCUACAUUGUCAUAUCUAAAACUUGCUCGUGGAAUUGGCAUGGGGAACCUCAGGUACCCAUGCUGUCGUUGCCCCUUCAGACGAACUGGCGUCUGCUGAUUGCCCCCAAGGUAAGUUGUGCCGAAGAUCCCCCUUUUGCCGCUCUGAUGGCGAUGACAGGGGCUGCCGACUCUGAGGGGCGGAAGAUUGUGAGGAACACGUGGGGAGGGAUCAGCGAAAUAGCCAACAGGCGGAUCCGUUUAUUCUUCUUGUUGGGCACCGUUGGAUCUGAGGAGGUGCAGAAGGCAGUUGAGGAUGAGGCAGAGACAUACGGGGACAUUCUGCAACAUACGGCCCCUGACAAAUACACUACUCUUGCAGCGAAGGCAGCAACCAUGAUCCAGUGGGUGGCGGCAUCUUGCCCUGAGGCCAAGUUUGUAGUUAAGGCGGACACAGAUACUUUAGUGAACUUGGACGUGAUGAUUCCCUACUUGAUAAAAAUGGAAGUCAAGGGGGAUCUUGCCUUAGGGUUUCGGCUAGACCAUAUGCCUACCAUUAAUUCUCGGAAUUCACGAAACUACCAGGACCCUUUAGUAUUUCCGAGAAAGACAUUUCCACCUUAUCUUUCAGGCGCCUGCUAUAUUAUCUCGGGAAGUUUGCUUCAGAAAGUGGUGCAUGUCCUGCCGGAUGUGCCACGUGUCAGGAAUGAAGAUACAUUCGUAGGAAUGUGUUUAGAACGCCUUGGAAUUGAGCCUACCAACAUUGGACCAGAGGCGCCAAUCAACCCAUGCGGCUAUGAGCAACUGAGGCUUGCUUUACCUCCUGGGCCCACUGCGAAGCUAACAACAACAGCAGCAAUUGAGCCUCGCCGAAAGCAUCCGCUCAACAGCAACAGUGGCAGGAAUCCUUCAACAAGCCGGGUGAAGCAUCCGUUGUUUACAAGCGCCUGUUCAUCUUUUCCCCCAAAAGGUAAUAUGAAGCAGAACCAAUCGGGCCCCGGCUCGCCCGUGAGCGGGUCGCAGCCCAGCUCCGGCCCAAACACGGUGCGUUCUGUGAUCCCUGAGGCAACGUACUCUUUGAAUGCAGCAGGAAAAGUACCGGAGACUCGUCCUGCUCGUCUAAUUCUACGGCCUUAUGACGUCAGCACUACAGGUUACACAACCAUGGCCCCUAUGCAGCCCUCUCUGUCAGAAGGUCUGCAAUUCUACAGCGACCAAAUGGCUCCUCCCCCUCCUCUUAAGCAGCAGCCACAGCCUUUUUACCAGACGUCGCUCGAUGAACCCCCACUAAAAGGGAAAGGUGCCUAUUCUCAACCAACCAAGCCCCUCAUUAGCACGUUGCCCGCACUGCAGGAGCCACCCCAGCAUAUGCCAAUGGGCGUCGGGCGUGCCACAAUGCCCGUAAGUGCAUACGACUUACCCCCACCUCUGCUUGAAAACAAGUCACAGAAGGAACAAGCUUUUCUACGGGUCUGGAACGGAAUAGACCAUGCAGGAGCUGUUGCCACCUCUCGACUAGAGCGGGUUCCACUACCCAUGCUGGAGCGCAUUCCUGGUGGCCCCGGCCGCCUACGUCUUCAGGGGCCCCUGGUGAACAUCAAGUUGCCCGAGGUGCCCUCUGUAGAAGGAGACCUCCGUCGCUUCUGUCAGCGGAUUUUGACGGCUUUCAGUGGGGCUGCUGAGGACUGUCGCCGGCUCUUCGUCCCGUGCACUCAGUUGCGCCUCCCUAGGUUUGAUUCCUGCGCUCCCCAAACUCCAGCGCUCCAGGAAUGUAAAAGCUGCGGUUACAAAGGCCACUUCUGCCCUGAAUGUGGCACAGGAACGAACGGCCGCAGCAUGGCUGCCGAUGCGGCUCCGUUUGCUCGUGUGCAGCCAUCAAGAGGCGUACUGGUGGCACAAGAAGGAUGCUUGGAUCGGUGCAUGAGGUGGCACUGUUCUCUGUUUGAGGAGGUGGGGGAAGCCAUUGACCAGGAGCUUCUGUGCGACCGGGCGGGCAGCGUCUUCCGUGAGUGUGGAGAGUUUAUUGAUAACCUCGUAGCGGAAGGAAUUCACGCAAUCAGCUACAACUGUGCAAACAUCUGUGGUGCUAUACCCGGAAGAAGCCACACCUUGAUUGAAGGUUACCCCAUGUACGAGCCGGAACCUGAAUUCAUGCGCAAGGAGCGCCCGACGAGUGCCACAGGGAACGCAUGUGUGGACCAGGUCAACGCCUUUCUAGAUGCGUACUUGGUGGAACAGUCUAAAUUCAACCCAGACUUGCCUCCUCUUCCCAUUCCAGAUACACAGAAGACCGGCAACUGGAUUAUUGACGCCACCAAUGCUGCCCUAGACUACUGCCUACAAGACCGCACACCUCCGCCACCGCCGGCCCCCCGCAAGAAGUUUUGCCCAUUGGAAAAGCUGAUUCCUCCUUGCUGCCGAGAGCGGCCGCCAGUUGUGGUGCCUCCUCCAAAACAACCGAUGUGCCCGCUCCUGGAACGGUGCAUGGGCCGAGAACGCGACUGCCCUCACUGCCACCAACCUAUCCGUCCCUCUGGUGGCACAUGCCCCAAAGAGCAAAUUGGUGGAUGCCAAAUCCAGUUCUGCCCCCUUCGUGAGCCUGAAAUUACCGUCGUCCCCAAAGGCCCUGCUCUAGUGUAUCCCUAUAGCGAAGAAGAAUUCCAAGUGAGAGACCGGUCUGGGCUGGUGCCAAUGCUGGACGACCACGCCGAAGGAGUGCAGUUACCCCACAAAUUAGUCGUCACUGAGCCAGUGAUGUAA